This is a messenger RNA of Myotis myotis, 3046 nucleotides long. RefSeq names its product nectin cell adhesion molecule 2 (gene NECTIN2). Gene Ontology annotation, biological process: susceptibility to T cell mediated cytotoxicity; positive regulation of mast cell activation; establishment of mitochondrion localization. NCBI's taxonomy places the organism in Eukaryota, Metazoa, Chordata, Mammalia, Chiroptera, Vespertilionidae. The transcript has 9 exons. Gene Ontology annotation, molecular function: cell adhesion molecule binding. Gene Ontology annotation, cellular component: apical junction complex; extracellular exosome; plasma membrane. The record is from RefSeq and is a predicted model, not a curated record. The coding region runs from base 445 to 2004 and encodes 519 amino acids.
CCCCCAAGGUGGCACCCUUGGGUGUGAGUUGUUGAUGUGUGUGUGUCACACAGUGGCCUUCACUGAUGGAUGGCUUCUUUCCAAAAGUCCCUGGGACGCCCCACCCACAGGCUGCCUUUUGCUGGGCACCCUCUCAUUAAGGUCACCUGUUCCUGUGCUUGGUGUGUUGAGGUCAAGGCUGGUCAGGGAGAGCUGGGCGGCAGUUGCCCUUUGAGAGCUGGGCGUGUGCCCUUGGCUGGCCUUGCCUGGAGGCUGAGUGUCAAGGGCCUCUUGAAACCAUACUGAGCUGGCUGCGUUUAUUUAACAAGCAGUGGUCGUGGAUUUCCUGUGGCCUCGCGUGAGCGCUCCACAAAUAUUCCUUAAAGUUUAUAACAACCCCUAGGAAGUGGACGCGGUUAUUAUCCUUGUUUGACAGCUGAGGAGACUGAGGCACAGAGAGGUUCAAUGACUUGCCCAAGGUCACACAGCCAGCAAGUAGGAGCCCAGAAUGGGCGAGUUAGCAUGCCGCCCGAGGUGCGAGGCCGCCUGGGGGACACAGUGGAGCUGCCGUGCCACCUGCUGUCGCCAGGGCCUAAAGGCAACGUCUCACAGGUGACAUGGCAACGUCUGGACCCGUCCGGGAACUCUCAGAGUGUGGCCGCCUUCCACCCUUCCCAUGGUCUCAGCUUCCCCAGCCCGCAGUUUGGCAAGGACCGGCUGUCCUUCCGCACCAUGGGGCAGAGCCCUGGUGCCCGGCAAGGCUCCGAGAUGCGGGACGCCACGCUGGUCCUCCAGGACCUGAGAGUGGAGGAUGAGGGCAACUUCUCCUGCGAGUUUGCUACCUUCCCCCUGGGCACCAGUCGUGGAGUGACCUGGCUCAGAACCAUAGCCCAGCCCCAGAACCGCGCUGAGGCCCAGGAGGUCACACUCCGCUCGGAGCCGGUGCCCGUGGCCCUCUGUGUCUCCUCGGGGGGCCGCCCACCCGCCAAAAUCUCCUGGCUCUCGCCCCUGCGUGGGGAGCCCAAGGAGAGCGAGACGGCCGGGCCCCUGGCCGGCACAGUCACCGUCACCAGCCGCUACGCCGUGGUGCCCUCGAGCCAAGUAGAUGGGGUCCAGAUCACCUGCAAGGUGGAGCACGAGGCCAUGAAGGAGCCGGACCUGAUGCCCGUGACCCUCUCUGUGCGCUACCCCCCCGAGGUCUCCAUCUCUGGCUAUGACGACAACUGGUACCUCGGCCGUAGUGAGGCCACUCUGAACUGUGAUGUCCGCAGCAAACCUGAGCCCACAGGCUAUGUCUGGACCACGACCUCAGGCUCCUUACCAGCCUCAGCAAAAGAACAGGACUCCCAGCUGAUGGUCCCCCUGGUGGAUAGGCUGGUCAACACCACCUUCAUCUGCACCGUCAGCAACGCCGUGGGCACGGGCCGGGCCGAGCAGGUGGUCCUCGUUCGAGAGUCCCCCAACACAGCAGGUGCAGGAGCCACCGGUGGCAUCAUUGGGGGCAUCAUCGCUACCAUCAUUGCUACCGCUGUGGUCGCCACAGGCAUCCUCAUCUGCCGGCAGCAGCGGAAGGAACAGAGGCUGCAGGUGGCAGAGGAGGAAGACGACCUGGAGGGGCCUCCAUCAUACAAGCCACCAACCCCAAAGACAAAGCUGGAGGAGCCAGAGAUGCCCUCCCAGCUCUUCACUCUUGGGGCCUCAGAGCACAGCCCACUCAAGACCCCCUAUUUUGAUGCUGGCGUCUCAUGUGCUGAGCAGGAAAUGCCUCGGUACCACGAGCUGCCCACCUUGGAAGAGCGGUCGGGGCCCCUGCUCCUGGGGGCCAUGAGUCUGGGGUCCCCCAUCCUCGUGCCUCCAGGGCCGCCUGUUGUGGAGCGGGUGCCCCUGGAUCUGGAGGACAUGGAUGACGAUGAGGAAGACUACCUAGACAAGAUCAACCCCAUCUAUGACGCCCUCUCCUACGCUAGUCCCUCUGAUUCCUACCCAGGCAAAGGCUUUGUCAUGUCCCGGGCCAUGUAUGUGUGAGCCGCCAUGGCCCUGGCUCUUACCUCUCUUUUUGAUCCCUCAAGUCGCUGCCAGGAAUCUUGUGCUGCUUGACCUCUGGCCAGGCCACUGUCAGUGAACACACGCAUCUCAUCUGUGAUUUUGACGUUGGUGGAUCCAUGGUGACCUCUAAGCCGAUAUCUCUGACCUAGAGAAACCAGCCGUGACAAUGGAAACCUGGCAACCUUAUCUCAUGAGUUGAGGGAGGGGAAAUAUGUUUCUGCACAAUCCGACCCAAGGACUCCUAAAACUGACCUUAGUUCACGCCUCACAUUCUGCAGUCUCCUCCCAAAUUCCAAAGAAGACCCCAGACCUCUACUGUGUCCUUAGGUAGUCAACUCCCAAUAGCUCUGCUGGGUUGCAUGUUGGGGGGCAGGCACCUUGCUGCUCAGACCUGAGCCCUCCAGGCAGCAGAGCCCCACUUGCCCCCUCCCCACCCUGUCUGUUCCCCAAUGGUGGGAAGGAGGGGAGUCCCCAGCCCAAGGCAUAGCUUCCCCAUCUCCCUCCUCCUGCAGGCAGGAGUCACAGGGUCCGGACCCUUCCCUGAGUCCCCACUUGCCCAAAUCCUGUCUUCAGGGAAUUAAGCCCAGUCAAGGACUAGAUAGGGUGAGUGUCAUGCAGAGUGUGCCUUGCUGACCCCAGCCUUGAGAGAAGAGUUUGUGUGUUACUUUGAAGACUACUAAGUCCUUUUACUGCUGCCCAGUGAAAUGGGACCCAAAUAUCUCCCUGGGGGGAGGGGGGGGGGCGGGGGAGGAGAUGGUCACCUGGAUCUGAUAUUGUUUUGUAAAUAGGGCAUUUCCUACCAAUAUGAAUUUGUACUUUGACCAGGUCUCAACUUGUGUAUUCUGUGGGAUGUGAAGGGGGGGAGGGUGGAACAUGAUGAUGGGUAAUAAAUAGGGGGCCCAGAACUUAAGGGAAUCAGUAGACGAAGUCAAGAUGGGUUACAGACAAAAAUAAAAAAAGCCAAAGACAUGACAAAAACAAUCGAAGGGAUAAUGGCUAAAUAUGCAUAAGCAAAAAAAAA